Messenger RNA from Gadus macrocephalus (Pacific cod), 2455 nucleotides. RefSeq names its product impact RWD domain protein (gene impact). Gene Ontology annotation, cellular component: cytoplasm. The transcript has 11 exons. Lineage: Eukaryota; Metazoa; Chordata; Actinopteri; Gadiformes; Gadidae. The record is from RefSeq and is a predicted model, not a curated record. Gene Ontology annotation, biological process: regulation of translational initiation. Gene Ontology annotation, molecular function: protein binding. The coding region runs from base 128 to 1066 and encodes 312 amino acids.
UGACGGCUAAAAGAAAGAGCUCGUCAUGAACCUCCUGCUGGAUGGUAACGUCAUGUUGUAGUUUCAUGGUUGUGUUUUUUAGUCCGUGUUUACUUGAUCUGGUUUUUUAGCUCAAUGAUGCGUACAGAUGGAGAACACAUUCAACCCGGACCAUGCAGAGGAUCUCCAGUCCCAAAUCGAAGAAGUCGAAGCCCUGUCCUCAAUCUACGGAGAUGAAUGGUGUGUCAUCGAUGAAGCAUCUAGAAUAUUCUGCAUUCAAAUAUCGAACGACAUAGGGGAUACAAAACUGACAGCAUGUUUGCAGGUAAUUCUUCCAUCUGAUUAUCCAAGCUCCUCGCCACCAAUCUAUCAGAUUAAUGCCUCGUGGUUGCGUGGUCUCCAGAGGGUAACAUUGGCAAACAGCCUGGAGGAAAUUUAUGUAGAGAAUGUCGGGGAAAGCCUUCUCUACCUUUGGGUAGAAACGAUUCGGGAGUUUCUCAGGGAGAAAUCCCGGAGCGCAGGAGCAGAGGAAGAGCCCGGUGGAGUCAAUCUGACAACAGAGGAAGAUGUGGAUAAUGACGAAGAAAAUGAUGAUGAAGAGUUACCAGACUUCAGGACAGUGAAAAUGAGCACAGAAUAUGUCCAUCCCUUCAUGAAUCACGAAAGUGAUGGAGAAGUGCCUCCUGUCAAACAUGGCUCCAUCAUCACCGACCGCCGCAGCACCUUCCAGCCUCACCUGGCGCCGGUGAGCGCCCCCGGACAGGUGAAGAUGGUUCUUGAUAAGCUGUACGGAAAUAAGAAGAUUGCAAGUGCCACGCACAACAUUUAUGCUUACAGAAUCUUUUGUGAGGACAGGCAGAGCUUCCUGCAGGACUGUGAGGACGAUGGGGAGACGGCUGCGGGCGGGAGAUUGCUCCACCUACUGCAGAUUCUAGAUGUGCGGAACGUGAUGGUGGUGGUCUCCCGCUGGUACGGCGGCAUUCUGCUGGGCCCAGACCGCUUCAAACACAUCAACAACUGCGCCCGCGGCGUCCUGGUGCAGGAGGGCUACACCUCCUCCGCGGAGAUCAAACAGUGUUUCUUCUAGCACCCGCCACCAAAGAGAUACAGGUAGUCUGCUUUGAAGUGUUCCCUCUAAGUCAUCAACUGAUAACAUAAAAGACCGCUCAUCUUGUGUCACUAAUAGAUUAAAGGUAAUGAAAAUCUCCCGAUACAUGAAGCCCACAAUACAGCCAUUUAUUUAAUCGGCAAUACAUUUAGGUUUGUCAUAUUAUUGUUGCUUAGUUUGAAGUGUUGGCAAAUUAUUUGAGAAUGUAAGAAAAAAAUGACGUUUGUGUUUAAACAGCACUUCAUCCUCCUAAGGCCACUCUGGGCACUUCUACAAAGAACCCCUCCCCCCCCCCCCCCACACACACACAUACCCCCUACACGUGGUGUCUGUUAAGGCUUAUAGGUGUGUCUGGGGACCAGGUAAUGGGACCAGCCACCCCUGUGGUUAUGACAACAUGCUCUGCGUGAGUGACUCCCUCCACUGCGUCCAUCUUGUUGUAUGUUGUGUUCUGCAGUAAUAAAGAGAUUGGGGACAAUGGAACAAAGAAGACAUUGUUUAAUUCCACAGAGGCUAAAUGCUGUACAAUUAUGUGUUGUGGAAGAGGACCUGACUCACAAAGCUUAGUUAGCUGACCUGAGUGCUAACUCAAAAUUAAUAAAUUACACGCAUUCCCUUGAAGGAACAAAUAACACUUUUAAAUUAAAAGUGCGCUUGAGCUGGGAGACGUUAACAAAUAUUAUUUAAUGAGCAAUGACAUUAUGAAGGGGAUUGUGUUUUAUUUAAAUGUCCAAAAUGCUUGCCCCUGUUAAAAGCCUCUUAUUUAAAUUGAGCUAUUGAGAUAUUUUGAAGUGUGAAGCAAAGUAUACUGCCACACACAUCCUAAACUUCAUUUAAUUGGUACAUUUUGGGAAUGUCUGUACUUGAAUGAGGCAAACUCUAUGUGCCCGUACCUGUAGGACUGGUGGCAGACGAAGGCACGUGAAUGCGUGUGAUAUUUGAACCACAUGAUUAUUUCCCUGAACGGCGAUUCAGCACCCUGAACGUGUUGGUGUGUUGUACCACAGGAAGAAGCCACCACACAGGGAGGAAAGGGCAAGAAAACAAGAAGUAAGAAGGCAAAAUGAGUCACUCUGAAUGGAAUGCCUUGAUCUGCGGCCGGCCUGGAGAGGAUCUGGAGUGGAGAUAACCGCAGGUCAGGCAGACGACACACGUUUCAACGGAACUGAAGAAGAUCAGUUACAAUGCCUCGGAUAAUCAACAAUGGAAAUGACUUUAAAUGGAUCAUUAUAGUUUAAGUUAAUUUAAUGUAUUAAAUGCCAUUACAUAUAUUAAUAUUUUGAGUUUAACAUACUUUGUUCUUCAUGAGUUGAUUAAAACCUCUGUGUUUAAAGUCUCAUUUUAAUAAAGAGUUGAGAGUUACAAACA